GGAGAUGAUGGGCUCUGAACCAUCAGCUCGGGCCAGCUACAUCGAGAAGGUGCGCUUCCUGGAGCAGCAGAACAAGAUGCUGGUGGUGGAGCUCAACCAGCUGCGUGGGAAGGAGCCCAGCCGCCUGGGCGACAUCUACCAGGAGGAGCUGCGCGAGCUCCGCCGCCAGGUGGACGGCCUGGGCGCCGGCAAGGCCCGGCUGGAGAUCGAGAGGGACAACCUGGCCGCCGACGUGGCCACCCUCAAGCAGAGGCUGCAGGAUGAGAGUGCUCUGCGGCAGGAGGCCGAGAACAACCUCAAUACCUUCAGACAGGAUGUGGAUGAGGCAGCGAUGAACAGGGUGCAGCUGGAGAGGAAGAUUGAUGCUCUGCAGGAUGAGAUCAACUUCCUCAAGAAGAUCCAUGAGGAGGAGUUGCGUGAGCUUCAGGAGCAGCAGCAGGCCCAGCAGAUUCAUGUGGAUGUGGACAUGUCCAAACCCGACCUGACAGCUGCGCUGAGGGACAUCAGAGUCCAGUACGAGGCCAUGGCUAACUCCAACAUGCACGAGACCGAGGAGUGGUACCGCUCUAAGUUUGCUGAUCUGACUGAUGCAGCCAAUCGCAACACAGAAGCUCUGAGACAGGCCAAACAGGAGGCCAAUGAGUACCGCCGACAAGUACAGGUGAUGACCUGUGACCUGGAAGCUCUUCGUGGUACUAAUGAAUCUCUGGAAAGGCAGCUGCACGACAUGGAGGAUCGCUUCGCCAUGGAGACCGCUGGUUACCAGGAGAGCAUUGCACGCCUGGAGGACGAUAUCCACAGCCUGAAGGAGGAGAUGGCCAGGCACCUGCAAGAGUACCAGGACCUCCUCAACGUCAAGUUGGCCCUGGACAUCGAGAUCGCCACCUACAGGAAGCUACUGGAGGGCGAGGAGAGCAGAAUCACUGUUCCUGUGCAGAGCUUCGCCAAUCUCCAAUUCAGAGACACUCCCAUGGACACCAAGUUCUCCCCAGAGGCUCACGUGAAGAGAAGCAUCGUGGUGCGGACCGUGGAGACUCGCGAUGGGGAGAUAAUAAAGGAGUCGACCACUGAGCGGAAGGAACUGCCCUAAGCGGGUGCACACAGGACAACUAGACAUGAAGAGCACACUGGCCCGUUGUUCACAGCAGACAGCUCUGUGGCCUCUUUAGUGUCUCUGGAUUUCAUACUCUCUCUCUCCCCCUAUUUCUGUCUCUCUCUCUCUCUCUCUCUCUAUCUCUCUGUCUCUCUGUUUAUCUCACUGAACUAAAAUCAGACUGAAACCACCAAGCCUGUCUCUAUUGAAUAAUAACAACUACCCCCACUUCACAGAUCCACCCCAUCUUCCAUCAUACAGAUGCACCUAACAUUAACUAUAGCAUUAAAGUUAAGAACAUGAAGGAAAAAAUGUGCUUUACUUCCUUAGCAAUUUUACCAAAUAUUUUGUGAUACAACCAAGAUAACGUUGGUAGCAUGGCACUGAAUAAGUUAUAAAAAUCGCAAACAGCUCCCUAUUUGGAGGCCUUGUCAUGGCCAGACUGAAUGCUGGGCGUUGUAGUUUUUGUGUAAAACCCAUAGCCGAGUGCCAGUCUUGAAACCGUAGAAAGUGUUCCUAGUCGGAGAGCUGUCAAAGAUAAGUAGUUUAUGUUCGGUCCUUAGCAGGGAUGACGAUUGAGGGUGUGUGGUUCUUGUGUAGGUGUUUUGCAUGGGGAGGUGGGUGGGGAGGGAGAAAGAGAACUACAGGUGCUGCUGUGUAGAUGUAGAGAUGUAGAGAGAAAGAGGUGGAUCUUAGGUGGAGGUAAAUGCAUAUGGUGUGCUUGUUUGUCAGGGCCAUUGAUGGACAUACACAUACUCCCCUUACAUUCCAGAGUUGCCAAAGGGAGUAUUCUAGUGGGUAUCAUCCACCAUGUAAUUCAUUCAUCUAUUAAUCUAACACCAUUUCUGUGGCAUCGCAUGGUUGGGGGUUGUGUUCUCACACCCUCUCUUCCUCUGUCAGUCUCUCACUUUCUGUUUGUUGCUGUCUGAGAACACUCUGUCUGUCUUCCCUCAAGUGCGGUGUGGUGUGUUUAUCUGCAGCUUUACAGCAGCGGGUGUUAGUAUGUAACACAGGGGUGGGGGAGGGAGGUGUCUUGUGAGCUAUUCACACAACCCUGGUUCUGGAGCUCUCCAUCACAAACACACACACACACACACACACACACUUGCAUAGCUUUGUCCCAUCACUCAAGUGUCUGACUGAUUAGGCAGAAACACAAAGGAGAAUGUUCUUGAGAUAGCUGUGUGUUUGUGUUAUCCGUGUAGAUUUGUGUCAAUGUGUGUGUGCAUGAGUGAGGAUAUGUGUGUAUUUGUGAAUGUAUGUUCAUGCUUGUACAUGUCUGUCUGUGUGUGUAUUUGUGUGCAUGUGUGUGUGUAAUUGAGUACAUGUGUGUAUGUGUGUGUGUGUGUGUGUGUGGUUGUGCUUGUUCCAGGAUGGGUGCUGUCUUGAUGACAGUUCUCUCAAGGAGAGAACUGCAUUCCCACAGAUGAGAAAGCACCAUCAUGAGAUCAUCCUCACACCUCUCCCUCCCUUUAAAAACUAGUGUCUACAUUACAGUGUUGUGUUUUUUUUGUGAAGCAUGUGCGAGUUCCUUGUCAUACAACAUAUGUUAACAUGUUUACAUUUUGUUUCUGUGAGAUGCUGAUUGAGCAUUCAAUGAACAUUAAUAAUUGCUGAUGAACAUUAAUACAUUCUUACCUUGGGCAAAUGAAUGUUCUAACAAUUAACACAUUUUUGAUUCUCCACCUCACCGUUUGCCUGUUGUGGACAGACAGGUGCUGAGCUUUCUUUUUUUUAUUAUUAUUUUGUGAAAUGCAUCCUGUCUGACGUUUCCUGUUUCCGUUUCAAUGUCAUGUUUUAUUGCUUGUUAGUGCUUUUUUGGGGUUUGCGUCGUCGAGGUUUUGGUCAUCCUCUUAUGUGUGUGACGUAUAUAGCUGAUGUGCAAGCUCUCUACGCCCCCAUACCUCCUGGGGCAAAGUGGUGCUACUCUUCUCUCUGUUGUUGAUGCACUGUUCCACUGAGAGACAUAAACCAAUAACCUGCAUCAAAUAAUGUGUAGGUGUGGACUGUAGAGACUGGUAUAUUAUUAUGAAGAAUUAACAAGAAAUAAAAACAGAUAAAAUGUUGAAA
Messenger RNA from Alosa alosa (allis shad), 3163 nucleotides. RefSeq names its product glial fibrillary acidic protein (gene gfap). Lineage: Eukaryota; Metazoa; Chordata; Actinopteri; Clupeiformes; Clupeidae. Bases 5 to 1090 code for a protein of 361 amino acids. The record is from RefSeq and is a predicted model, not a curated record. Gene Ontology annotation, cellular component: cytoplasm; intermediate filament; cell projection. Gene Ontology annotation, molecular function: structural constituent of cytoskeleton. Gene Ontology annotation, biological process: intermediate filament organization; regulation of chaperone-mediated autophagy. The transcript is spliced from 9 exons.